Molecule: messenger RNA, 805 nt
Organism: Raphanus sativus (radish)
Lineage: Eukaryota; Viridiplantae; Streptophyta; Magnoliopsida; Brassicales; Brassicaceae
Exons: 5
Coding region: 120-677 (185 amino acids)
Molecular function (GO): ubiquitin protein ligase activity
Source: RefSeq, a predicted model, not a curated record
GCCAUAGUCACCGACUUUAAACCAGCAGGCCAUCUUGUAAUGAAUUGAGUAAAAAUAUUUAAUUCUUUUGUAACGAAUUUGAGACAAGAAAAGAAAAACAGAGAACGGCGAAGGAGGAGAUGAAUGGGCCGCCGGAGAACGAUCUUUGCUCGAUAUGUCAUUCCCACUUUACUGCUCCUUGCCAAGCCAAUUGCUCUCAUUGGUUCUGCGGAAAUUGCAUCAUGCUUGUGUGGAGGCAUGGAUCUAUAUUACAGCCAUGCAAAUGCCCCUUGUGUCGUCGUCCCAUAAGUUUGCUCGUCCCUACAGAGGACACUAUCAGAGACCGUAAUGAUCCUACAGUUACCGAGGUUCUUGCUGAUCUUGAAACCUACAACCGACGCUUUGGUGGACAAUCAACUAGUUUAAUUCAGAGGAUGCAAGACCUUCCGUUCUUACUUCGGAGAUUGUUGCGGGAAAUGAUGGAUCCACAAAGAACACUUCCACUUGUCAUCAGAGCUCGAGUUUAUAUCGCAAUGAUUCUCAGUGCUGUUUACAUAGUCAGUCCAAUAGAUAUCAUUCCAGAAGGAGUUCUGGGGGUUGUCGGUUUGCUUGAUGAUCUACUCAUAGCCUUGAUUUGUUUCCUCCAUGUUGCUGCUCUCUACCGCUCGGUUCUCUAUUUCCGCCAUGCCGGUUCUUGAACCAAUGAAUGUUUGUGACAAUUCAAGAACUGAGAAAUGUGCUUACCUUCCGUCUUUGUCUUUGAUCACUUAACCUUGUGUAGACACGAUCAUUCUGUUUUGACUAUGGAAACUUAGAUCAGUGAGGA